AUGCGGGGGCUGCUUGUGUUAAGUGUGCUGUUGGUGGCGGUCUUUGCCAAAGAGGACUUUGCGGGGCACCAGGUGCUCCGAAUCUCUGCAGUCAAUGAGGCCCAGGUGCAGAAGGUGAGGGAGCUGGAGGAGCUGGAGCACUUGCAGCUGGACUUUUGGCGAGGCCCGGCGCAGCCUGCCUCCCCCAUUGACGUCCGCGUGCCCUUCCCCAGCCUGCAGUCAGUCAAGGUCUUCCUGGAAAGCCAUGGGAUCCAGUACUUCGCCAUGAUCGAGGAUGUGCAGUCCCUGCUAGACAAUGAGCAGGAGGAGCUGCUUGCCUUCCAGGGCCGGGCACUCUCCACUGACUCCUUUAACUAUGCCACCUACCACACCCUGGAGGAGAUCUACAACUUCAUAGACCUCUUGGUGGCUGAGAACCCACAGCUGGUCAGCAAGAUCCAGAUUGGCAACUCCUACGAAGGUCGUCCCAUUUAUGUGCUGAAGUUCAGCACUGGUGGAAGCAACCGUCCCUCUGUCUGGAUCGACACAGGCAUCCAUUCCCGGGAGUGGGUCACCCAGGCGAGCGGGGUCUGGUUUGCAAAGAAGAUCACACAGGACUAUGGCCAGGAUGAAGCAUUCACAGCCUUUCUUAACAACGUGGACAUCUUCCUGGAGAUCGUCACGAACCCUGAUGGUUUUGCCUUCACCCACACCCAGAAUCGCUUGUGGCGCAAGACUCGAUCCCGCACUUCAGGCUCCUUCUGUGUGGGGGUGGACCCCAAUAGGAACUGGGAUGCUGGUUUCGGGUUGGCCGGGGCCAGCAGCAACCCCUGCUCAGAGACCUACCAUGGCAAGUCUGCUAAUUCCGAAGUGGAGGUCAAGUCCAUUGUGGACUUCGUGAAGGCCCACGGGAACAUCAAGGCCUUCAUUUCCAUCCAUAGCUACUCCCAACUGCUCCUCUACCCCUAUGGCUACAAGACAGAGCCAGCUCCUGACCAGAGCGAGCUGGAUCAGCUGGCCAAGUCUGCGGUGACUGCCCUGACUUCUCUGUAUGGGACCGAGUACGAGUAUGGCAGCAUUAUCCAAACCAUUUAUCAAGCCAGUGGAAGCACUGUUGACUGGACCUAUAACCAGGGUAUCAAGUACUCCUUCACCUUUGAGCUCCGGGACACUGGGCGCUAUGGCUUCCUGCUGCCAGCCUCACAGAUCAUCCCCACCGCCCAGGAGACCUGGCUGGCGCUUCGGGUCAUCAUGGAUUGCACCCAGAGCCACCCAUACUGA
This is a messenger RNA of Loxodonta africana (African savanna elephant), 1260 nucleotides long. It is a transcript of the gene CPA1, whose product is annotated as carboxypeptidase A1. The record is from RefSeq and is a predicted model, not a curated record. The transcript has 10 exons. Gene Ontology annotation, biological process: proteolysis. Lineage: Eukaryota; Metazoa; Chordata; Mammalia; Proboscidea; Elephantidae. Gene Ontology annotation, molecular function: metallocarboxypeptidase activity; zinc ion binding. The coding region runs from base 1 to 1260 and encodes 419 amino acids.